UAUGGGACAGAAUCAGAGCUCAGAUUCUCCCAAUGAUCAGAAAGCCAAAGCUGGACGUAAAAGGUUAAGUUUAAGUAAGAAUCCCUCAGUUACUAGUGUACCUGGUAUUUGCUCUCAAGAAGUGGAAGAUAAGGAUAUAUCAUCUAAAACUACAUCAAUGGGAAAGAAGAGAGUUCCACAAACGCCUAAAUUCUUUAGUAAACCAAAAAAAAAAGAAUCGAACAAGGAAGAAAUAAAUUUUCGUACUCUACCUGGACUAUCCUCAAAAGAUAAGGAUAAUUCGUCUUUUGAUAAGAAAACCCUUGUUCAAAAAUAUACUCUGCCGUUUAGACCCAAACAAAUGCUUAAUAGCUCAUCUGAUUACACUCUGCAAAAUAAAUGUAAUAAUCAACCAGAUAUUUUGCAAUCUGCAAUGUCGACACCAGUUUUGAAUGAAUGCACUAAAAUUCCAACAGCUAGAAGAAUGCUAAAAAUGGGUGUUAGCUCUUUAAAUAGAAGCUUAGCAGAAGUAAAUGACGAAAGUUCAUCGAGAACAAGCCUCAUUGCUGUUGGCGGAAUGGUUAAAAUACCAUCAGAGGGCGUUCAAAUCUGUUUUCAAGUGUGCCAAUAUGAUAUUAGGCCCUAUGCAGAAGCAACAGAAAGCUUUUGCCCAAAUUCAUCAGCCUAUUCGAUAACCGAAAUCCUGCAAACAGGUGUGAAAAUGUCGGUAUCAACGAAAAGCAACCCGAAAUUUUUUCUGACUGCUCUGCAACGGGUCUCUGUAGGCCUGUGCAAGACUGUUGAUCUGCAAAAAAUAGAUGAAUUGCCUAUAGCACAAGCUCUUUCGAACGUUUUGGAAAGCGUCGGUUUUGUUUGCGUGGACCGCGUUGCGAUUUGUUAUCAUUGCUGUGCAGCGGCGGUACCGACUAUUGCUGUAUCUGCGGAAAACGUUCUUUCCAGCCAUUCUAUUACCGAAAUAGAAUACGAACGUUUCGUCGCUAUUGAAAGUGACUUAAACAACGAAUUUCUUGAUUUUGUUCUUUUAUAUCGCGAAUUUAAUUCGCCAAUUUUAGGUCUUUCUUAUACAUUGAUCUCUACUGAUUUCGCUCUUGCAGUAGAAACAAAAGAUAACUUCGAUUUUGAUAUUUUUGAGAAGCUGAAGCAUCAUAGACUCUCGGUUUCGGAUACCAGUUCAGUUAUAGAAAUAACUGAAAAUGUUACAGCAGAGGAAACUGUUUCAUUGAAAUUGCUACUAAAAGACGUUGAUAUUGAUGAGACAAUAGAUUUAGAUUUAAAGGAAGACUCUACAGACUCAAUGGAUUCUAUUUCUGGUAGCGAUGAGCCAGAAGAUAUAACUUCUCUUUCCAAUCGUACUAGAAAAGAUAUGCUAGGUAUGAGCUGCGAUCUAAUGAAUAGGGCAAAUGAACCGAAAGAAUCUAAUGCCAAAGAUACAUGGAUGAGAUGUGUGCAAAUUGUACGUCGGUCGUCUGUGGAUGUCAAUCAGCAGAGGCAAUUGUUGGAAUCUCGAGGUGGGUGCGUUUCCAUUUCGUCACAUCGAGAUCAGGGCUUUCGAAAAUGGGUGGAACAUGAACGAGUAGAGCCAGAUGAAUGUCUUCGAAGAAACUCUCUUAAAUCUCAGGAAGAUAGUUCAGAUGGGGAAUUCAAGAGGCAAACACUCUUACCAGAUAUUGUAAUUGAUCAUAUGAACGAUAAGGAUUCCGAUACAGAUAGUGUUUUAUCGCUCAUCAUGGAAUGUUCCGUAGAAGAUGAAAACUUCUCUUCAAUUAAUGAUGACUAUGAUAACAAUAAGGGAACUUGUAUGAAUACCAAUAAAAGAAAUGUUUGCUCUCUUGUUCGACCAAGGUAUAGAAGCAUUUCUAUAAAUAGUUACAUGAAGAAAGAUGCCGCUAUAGAUACAUCUUCACUUACAAACGAUGAGGAUUGGGUUUUGUGCCUUGAAGAGCUAUCCUCUUCAGAAGAUGAAUGUUAUAACAACGAUACAAACAAUCUUAGGAGAAUCUUCUAG
Messenger RNA from Dimorphilus gyrociliatus, 2005 nucleotides. Lineage: Eukaryota; Metazoa; Annelida; Polychaeta; Dinophilidae. The record is from the annotation of a GenBank genome assembly.